Molecule: messenger RNA, 912 nt
Organism: Meloidogyne enterolobii
Lineage: Eukaryota; Metazoa; Nematoda; Chromadorea; Rhabditida; Meloidogynidae
Source: the annotation of a GenBank genome assembly
AUGGCAAGUAGGCGUACUAACAACAACACUACUCAUCAGCAUCACACAGGCGUUCAUCGUGGGCAUGUUGUACAUCAUCUUGGGGGUAGAUCAGUGUCUAGACGACGUAAUGUAAUUAAUCGAGCUAGGAAUCGUUCAGAAAUUAGUUUUUGUGUUAAAUAUACAGUUUUUGGUUUUAACGUUGUUUUCUGGGCUCUCGGCUUUCUUUUGUUAGGUAUCGGUUUAUGGUCGCGCCUUGAAAAGAACAAUUUGUACAGUCAAUUGGCACUAUUCUAUUUGGAUCCAGCUUGGGUUUUGAUUAUUGUUGGAGCAAUUAUUUGGGCAAUUGGAUUUUCUGGCUGUGUUGGCGCUCUACGCGAAAAUACUUGUUUCUUGGCCAUUUACUCAUCCAUUCUUGGCUUGUUAUUACUCACUGAAGCCUUAAUUGUUGUGCUAGCGUUUGUUGCUAAAGAUUUUGUUGAAAAUGAUUUGGGAAAUCGAUUGGAUAGCAUGAUUGUCCACUACCGUGAUGACCCAGAUUUACAAACAAUUAUUGACUGGAUGCAAAAUGAUUUUCAAUGUUGUGGAAUAAGCGAUCCUGAUGAUUGGGACAAAAAUAUUUAUUUUAAUGCUUCUGCUAAAGCCUUAAAAUCUCCAGAAGCGGGAGGUGUUCCCUACUCCUGUUGUAAAAAUGUAGACAAAACUUUUAUUAAUUAUGCCUGUGGAUAUGCGGGUCCAAAACAAUUUUAUCAUAGCAAUAUACACAUUGAAGGUUGUUUACCUAAACUUCAGUCUUGGCUAAACAACAAUUUUCUUUAUGUGGGGGCUGCUGUUUUUGUUGUUGCUGUUGUACAGUUUCUCGGUAUUUGUUUUGCACAAGACUUGCGUAGUGAUAUCUUUGCCCAACGUGCAAAAUGGACUAGACGAACUUGA